CAGCGGCGCUAAGUGGCGGUGCCGCAGCGCCCGGCCCCGGGGCGGCGGCAGCGGCGGCGGCUCCUGCGCGCCCUCCCUCUCUCCGGCGGCGGCGGCCACCGCCACCACCCCAUCACCCUGCCGGAAGUGGCGGCCGGCAGCGCCCCGCGGGCGGCGGAAGGGGCGGGGACGGUGCGGGGGCAGGUUCCGGGAUGGCGGUGUCUCCCCGCCGUGGUGCGGAGCGGUGCGGGGUCCGGGCCGUGCCCGUCGCCUCGGCCGUGGCCCAGGGCGCCGCCUCGGCCGUGCGGUGUCGCAGCGAGGGCCAGUAAUGGUGGCGCGGGGCACCGGCAGCUACGGGCGUCGGGUCGGUACCGCGGCCUUGCUGGCAGGGGCGGAAAGGCUGGAGCGGGUGCUGCCUGCGCGCCUCGGAUUUGUGGGCCUGCGGGCGGCUUCUCACCCUGCUGCCCCUCCACGGCGAGGUUACAGUAUAGCGUACAGUACGGGUACAAUGUCCUGUCGGACUGCCGUGAGAAUAGUAACAGCUCACAACAGAUUUGUUUUGUGGAAGAUGGGUGUGACCCACGUUUUAAAUGCUGCCCAUGGCACAGCAUACAGCCACAGGGGCCAGGACUUUUAUGGAGCAACCAUUGAGUAUUAUGGUGUACCAGCCCAUGACCUCCCAAGCUUUGAUAUAAGCCAGUUCUUUUUCUCUGCGGCGCAAUUUAUCCACAACGCCUUGAACACGCCGGGAGACACACUUAGUGCAACAGUAUUUGUAAGAACAAAUGAAUAAAGAGACAAAAGUCCUGAUUUCUACAGCCACCAACCACAUGAAGAGGCUCAUAUAUUGCAGCUAAAAUUUUGGUACAUUGUGCAGUUGGAGUGAGCAGGUCAGCUUCCCUAGUCCUAGCAUAUCUCAUGAUAAAUCACCACCUCCCAUUGGUUGAAGCCAUCAAAACAGUGAAGGAGCAUCGAUGGAUCUCACCCAACCGUGGCUUUCUGAAACACCUGC
Messenger RNA from Columba livia (rock pigeon), 991 nucleotides. Its product is annotated as dual specificity phosphatase 29. The transcript has 4 exons. Gene Ontology annotation, molecular function: protein tyrosine/serine/threonine phosphatase activity; MAP kinase phosphatase activity. Gene Ontology annotation, cellular component: cytoplasm. Lineage: Eukaryota; Metazoa; Chordata; Aves; Columbiformes; Columbidae. The coding region runs from base 308 to 772 and encodes 154 amino acids. The record is from RefSeq and is a predicted model, not a curated record. Gene Ontology annotation, biological process: protein dephosphorylation; negative regulation of MAPK cascade.